Molecule: messenger RNA, 675 nt
Organism: Salvia hispanica
Lineage: Eukaryota; Viridiplantae; Streptophyta; Magnoliopsida; Lamiales; Lamiaceae
Source: RefSeq, a predicted model, not a curated record
AUGGUGAACAAUGAUCUUGGCAGCCUUUUUGAAAUCUCUCUUCUUAAGGAAGAGAGGAAAGUUCCUAGAGAGAUAUUCGGGGAUUGGUAUAUUCGGAAGUCUAGCCCUGCAGACUGCCAGCAGCUGAUAGAUAUGCACGGGUCGGUGCACGGGUUUCCCGGGAUGUUGAGCAGCAUAGAUUGUAUGCAUUGGGAGUGGAAGAACUGCCCCACCACCUGGAAAUUGAUGUACACUACCGGCUUCAAAGGCAAGCAUCCCACAGUGAUCCUUGAAGUUGUAGCUGACUACCGACUGUGGAUAUGCCAAGCUUAUUUUGGAGUAGCCGGGUCGAACAACGACAUCAACGUCCUCCAGUCGUCACCCCUAUUCAACGAUCAGUGCAAUGACGUUGGUCCCGCCAUCGUUACACACUCGACCGAAACCUGCACCUUUCACGGGCGCAAGGACGCGGAGCGAACAUUUGGUGUGCUCCAGAGUCGAUGGGCGUGGACCAAUGAAGAUGCUAUGGGUGCCGGUCCAAGCCACGGCGUGGCCACCGUGAAUGUACAUAUGGGGGUACCUCAUGGAGAGGUCGAUUGGAUUCGCGCAUUUGCCAACAUGCGCCAAACACAAGCCCAUAUACAACUUCAGAACGAUAUCGUGGAAGAGCUUUGGAUGCGGAGGGGUAGACGUUGA